ACAAGAAAAUAUAAGAUGCCUCAGUCGUUGCAGUCAUUUCUUCUGUUGUCAAUGGGAAAAAAUUAUUCUUAUUCUUACUUCAAUGCCAUUGCCAACCGCUGGAAUUUUACUUUUUUGCCUCAAGUUUUGGUUUUCCUUUCAGCUCAUACGCCAAGUACUGGAAAUUCAUUCACUUUUCUUCUCCAAAUUACUUGAGAAAACAGAAUCUGUCUAGUUUGAGUUAAUUACUCUGAGAACUGCCAAUCAAAGUGUGUCGCUAAGAGAGAAGAAAAGCUUAGGCCGAGGAGGAUGCGUGGAGGAGCAAGGGGACGGGGUGAGGAGUCGGAGGAUGAAGAGUUUGAGGAGUCGAGAAAAAGACCAUUUACUUGUAAGAGGAUUUUUUCACUGUUGAAAAAUGAUCAGUCGAGCUGGAGUGGACUUGACAGGGACAAUGUUAGUCGUAGCAGGGGGGCUUCUCGUCCACAUGGAUUCAUCAUUUAUCCUGAUGACUGGUGGUACGUGGUGUGGACGCAUUUCAUACUCGUAUGGGCAAUAUACUCCUCCUUCUUUACUCCCUUGGAAUUCGGCUUUUUCAGAGGACUCCCGCAGAAUCUUUUCCUCUUGGACAUCGCUGGCCAGGUCGCUUUUCUCUUCGACAUUGUUGUCCGAUUCUUCCUUGCCUAUCGCGACCCUCACUCCUACCGCAUGGUCUGCGAUCGCAAGCUCAUCGCCCUCAGGUACUUGAAAUCCCGUUUUACUGUUGAUUUUCUUGGAUGUUUGCCCUGGGAUGCUAUUUACAAGGUCUGUGAGCGAAACGAGCCUAUUAGAUACAUGCUAUGGAUUAGGCUAAGUCGGGCUUUGCGAGUGACAGAGUUUUUUGAGAAGUUGGAGAAAGAUAUUCGGAUCAAUUACCUUUUCAUCAGGAUUGUGAAGCUUCUUGUUGUUGAAUAUUAUUGCACGCAUGCAGCUGGUUGCAUCUUUUACUAUCUUGCUACUACAGUUCCUCCCUCCAAGGAAGGCUACACAUGGAUAGGAAGUUUACAGAUGGGUGAAUAUCAUUAUUCAAAUUUUAGAGAGAUUGAUUUCUGGAAGCGUUAUAUAGUAUCUCUCUAUUUUGCCAUUGUUACCAUGGUAACCGUUGGCUAUGGAGACGUACAUGCUGUCAAUGUCAGAGAGAUGAUAUUUGUCAUGAUUUAUGUUUCUUUUGACAUGAUUCUUGGUGCUUAUCUGCUUGGUAACAUGGCAGCAUUGAUAGUAAAAGGAUCAAAGACAGAAAGAUUUAGGGAUAAAAUGACUGACCUUAUUAAAUACAUGAAUAGAAAUAAUCUUGAAAAGCAAAUAAGUAAGGAGAUUAAAGGCCACCUAAAAUUACAGUAUGAUCGCAGCUAUACUGAGGCAACUGUUCUUCAAGAUAUUCCAGCUUCUAUUCGCACUAAGAUCUCACAGAAAUUAUAUGAGCCAUUCAUCAAAGAAGUUUCUCUAUUCAAGGGAUGCUCAACAGGAUUCAUUAAGCAGAUUGCAAUUAAAGUCCAUGAGGAGUUUUUUCUUCCGGGCGAAGUGAUUAUUGAACAGGGAAAUGUAGUUGACCAACUCUAUAUUGUUUGUCAUGGAAAAGUGGUGGAAGUAGGGAGAGGCAAAGACGAUGAAAAUGGGGAUCUCUUUACGGAUCUCCAAACUUUUAGCUCUUUUGGUGAAGUUUCUUUCCUUUGCAACACUCCUCAGCCUUACACAAUCCAAGUUUGUGAGUUGUGUAGGGUGUUACGACUUGAUAAACGAUCAUUUACAGAGACGGUUGAGAUAUUCUUCUUUGAUGGACGGAUUAUCUUGAACAAUCUUCUUGAGUCUUUUGAUUUACAGGGAAAAGAUUCCAAUAUGCAGAAUGAAAUAUUGGAGUCAGAUGUUAACCUUUAUAUUGGAAAGCUUGAAUCUGAACUAGCUGCAAGGUUGAAUUGUGCUGCCUACCAUGGAGAUUUAUAUCGAUUGAAACUUCUGAUUGGAGCUGGCGCAGAUCCUAGUAAGACAGACUAUGAUGGAAGAUCACCCUUGCAUAUUGUUGCAUCCAAAGGAUAUGAAGAAAUUACUGGUUUUCUUAUUGAACAGAAAGUAGACAUUAACAUUUCGGAUAAGUUUGGGAACACUCCUUUGCUUGAAGCUGUCAAGCAUGGGCAUGACCAAGUUGCUUCUUUACUUGUUCAAGCGGGAGCAUUACUCACAAUGGAUGAUGCCAGUGGUUUUCUCUGUAUGACUGUUGCAAGAAGGGAUUUGGAUCUCCUAAAACGUGCUUUGGCUUGUGGCAUUGAUCCAAAUGCCAAAAGUUAUGAUUACCGAACAGCGCUUCAUGUUGCUGCCUCAGAAGGGCUAUAUUUAGUGGCCAAAAUACUUCUAGAAGCAGGAGCUAGCGUUUUCUCAAAAGACAGAUGGGGAAAUACUCCACUUGAUGAAGCCCACAUAGUUGGAAAUAGGAAUUUGAUUGGAUUGCUUGAAGCUGCAAGAGCUUCUCAGAUGACUGAGUUCUCUGAUUGUCCUCAACAAAUUCGAGCUGAGAUGUGGAAGAAGAAAUGCACGGUUUUCCCAUUUCACCCAUGGCAUCAAAAAGAGGAGCGAAGACAGGGAGUUGUCUUAUGGGUGCCGCAGAGCAUGGAAGAACUAAUCAAGGCGGCGAAGGUGGAGUUAGAAUGUGGUGAUAGUUCCUGCAUUUUGUCGGAGGAUGGUGGUAAAAUUCUUGAUGCCAAUAUGAUUAGUAAUGAUCAAAAGCUAUUUUUGGUUAAUUAGUCUUAAUUCAUGAAUAAUUCUUACUUAACAAGUUGUACUACUUCUGAUACUUAUAUAAAAGUUGUAGUCAAAUGAUUGCAUUUAAGAUUUAUAUAUAUAUAUAUAUAUAUAUGUUUGUGAGAUGGAAUCAUUGUUGAUUAAAAACAAAAUGUAAAUUAAUCCAUCAGUAAUUGAUGUAAGAGUGAUUUUUUUUUUUUUUUUCACUUCAAUAGAAUGAUCUAUACCGUCAUGUUUAACCAUUAUUUUGUCUAAUUAACAUCUUUUUAACCCUUCUAAUUUGCAUCUUUUUAACGCAUUAUUACCCAACCUUUU
Messenger RNA from Durio zibethinus, 3063 nucleotides. RefSeq names its product potassium channel SKOR-like. Gene Ontology annotation, molecular function: voltage-gated potassium channel activity; protein binding. Gene Ontology annotation, cellular component: membrane. The record is from RefSeq and is a predicted model, not a curated record. Lineage: Eukaryota; Viridiplantae; Streptophyta; Magnoliopsida; Malvales; Malvaceae. Gene Ontology annotation, biological process: potassium ion transport; transmembrane transport.